This is a messenger RNA of Seminavis robusta, 2954 nucleotides long. The record is from the annotation of a GenBank genome assembly. Lineage: Eukaryota; Bacillariophyta; Bacillariophyceae; Naviculales; Naviculaceae.
CAAAAGUGCUCCAACGCUCACAAAUCGACAGCCUGUUGCAUCCAACCCGAACAUCUUUCUUUUCAAAUACCAAAGCUGCUUCGGAUCGAUGCUGUGUUAGUUCGUUGGAGGGAGGGGAUAGAGAGGCUGAAGACGACGUUGUUUUAGUUUAGUUACCUACAUAGAGACAACCAUUGUCGCAUUGAAACGAUCAAACGAAGAAGAAGAAGAAGAAAGCAACCAUGAUGAAUCCUUCCACGUUGGUGCCGCCAACUCCUCCCUCUUCCAAGACAGCCUCCCACGACGGCAAGAAUACCAGUAGUCCCAGAACUACGUCUCCACGUAGUCGCAUUUUAUGGAUAAUCCUUCGCACUCUCUUGAUGGAUCUUCCUCUGCUACUCCUCUUUACGGCGUACACUUCCUUGUAUGUCUUGGAGCAAGUCCAUCAUGAUUAUCUGGAGCCGUUGCGAAAAGCCAUGAAAUGGACCGAAAUCCGUUCCGAUACCGAAGUCACAUCUUACCACUACUACUGUACCGAAGAUGACAUUACCGCCAAUUCCGUGGAAGAACUGGUGGCAGAACCCGACUGGACUACGGACGAAAUGGUGGAACACAUGCAAGUUCAUGGGGUCACUAUUCUUCCCGAUAUCUUGACCAAUACCACCGCCGAUAUCCUACGAGCUUUUAUCGUGGAAGAAAACAAACGACAAGAAGGAUUCUGGGUUAUUAACGGCAAAAAUCGGCACAGCUUUGGAAUUCAAGUCGAUCAAGACGAGAGUAUUCCAGCUGCGCUCAAGGAAAUUGCUACCCAUCCCGUUUUGAAACCCAUGCUGGAACAAGUGCUGGGCCGUAAUCCGGCCAUUAUCGAAUUCACCGCCAUUACGAGUACCAAAGGAGCUGGCAUGCAAAACUUUCAUCAAGAUGUUGUACCGGAAGGAUCGGCGGCCAAGUACGCACGGAGUUUUAUACCGUCCUAUUCCCUCUUUAUUCCCCUACAAGACACGACGAAACAAAUGGGGGCGACACAAAUUUGUCCGGGAACACAAAUGUGUGGGGAUGGAGCAUCGGCCGAAGAAAUCUGUGAGGACUAUGCCGUGUCGGCUGCAGGUGACGGUGUGUGGCCCAAGGGAUGGGGUGCCCUAGUCAAUCAACAAACGACGCAUCGUGGAACGGCCUAUACCGAUCCCAAUGGGAUGGACCGAGUGGUGUUUAUUUUGACGUUUGCUCCUCGUCCGCGGUACAACUUCAAUGCCGUGGAAUCGAGAAUGAUUGGGCAAGGUGGAUCCUACUCGAUCAAUUGGCAACAUUGGGGACACACGCUGGAUGAUUUUGGACAUGCUCCCACAAAAAUGGCACUUCCGUGGAGGACAUUGCGGUCGCUGGGGUUGUACAAGCCACGUGGCAGCGAUUGGGGAUGGGACAUGACCACGGUGGCAUUGAUGAGAAUGGCCAAUGGAGAUAAUGGUUACACGCGGGAUACAUUGGAAACCUUUGUACUGGAGCAGGGUGGAUUUGCAUGGCUCCCGACGUGGUUGCAAGGCACUGUCGACGAGGAAGAAGACGAGGACGACUGGCCUGUCGAUGGAGGCUGGCAUGACUUUUUGGUGACCACGGUCCAAAAGGUCAAGGAGUUCUUGGCCAUGUCACAUCAGCUGGCAUUGGGGCUGGCUAUGGUGGGCCUGCUGCUUGUGUCCGCGGUGGUGGCCCUUGUGCAGGACAAUGCGCACUCGGGUGCCGCUGUCUUGACACGGAACGUGGUUAGGCUACUGAUACUGCACGGAGUGGUCCUAGCAUUGGCAUUGCAAUAUGUGACGAGCCUCUCGCAAUCCAACUGGGCGCGGUUGGUGCGAUCAGGCAAGCUAUUCCAGCCUUUCUCGGACCCCGAGAUUCAUCUUGUGGCCCCAGCAACAGAGGAGGAUCCUGCACCGUACACGCUCCCAAAUCGAAACGAUGUAUUGGUGGCACCUCACUAUGAUGCUUGGUAUUUGGCAUCCUAUGCCAACAUUCUGGAGUACAGUCAACCCGGGAAUAUUAUCUGGAAGGAACUGAUUGACGACCACGCCACUGGCUUUGGUGGGCUUUCGCCCUCGCUUCAGAAUCACCUGUGCGAUUUCUUGGUGUUUGAUACCAUGCUUCAACGACACCAGGGACGCCUCUUGCAUCAAAUGGAAGCCGGACGGUGGACAGAUCUUUUGGACGAAGUUGCCAUUGCCUUUUGUCGACAGGAACUGCUAAGGGAACAACACCCUUUGACGUCUGCAUUGAUGCGAGAGCUCGACUUUUUGAAGGGCGAAACAAAAUUUGGAGUAUGGCGGCACACCACCAUGCAACAAUCCACUGUAACCAACUACUUGGGCUCUUGGACCAGUCGGAUCCUUCUCGCAGGGAGAAAUCCUCCAUCCGCUAAGGAGCCCGAUGAACGGCCUCGAGCAACAGUGUUUGUCCAACGUAUUGGAAAACGAUGCUUGUUUCCGGCCAGUACAGUGCCAGCGACCCCAGCAAAACAGUCGAAGAUUCCGUCGUCGCCUCCUACCCUGAACGAACCGUUUCGUGGCGCAUGGGUGACAACUGGCGACACGGUGGAAGGGAAAUACCAGGGUGAACACAACGAAUACUACAAAGGAGUUCUCAUGGACGCCAGUGCGGAUCGCGAUUCCUAUGAUGUGGUCUAUAACGACGGGGAAGAAGACCUUGGUUUGUGCCGUAGCUGUGUUCGACCAUUCAAGCCCUACCAGGUGAAUGAAACUGUUGACGUACGUGUGGAUGGAGACAGCUUCUUCAAGGCUAAAAUCGUGUCGGUAACUGCCGUCAAAGAAGAAGAACGAUAUCGGAUCCGCUUCCUUGACGAUGAUGAAGAUAAUGGGACGUAUGAGGUUUCGUCAAGAGACUUGCGUCGAUUCCUGUGAAGUGGACCUUAGCUCAGUAGACAAUCUAUAAAUCCUCUCAAUAUGGAUCCUUCUUGUGCCUAGCCAUCC